AGAUCCAAAAGAAAUGGCCAGAAUACAGAUUUAAGACCAUGCUUGAGUCACAUGACUUUCAAACUUAAAACACGAAAACAAAUUGGUUAUUAAGAGCAACAAAACUUGAUAAGUAUCCGUUGAAUGGAAAUAAAUGCAUAUCUUUCUGAAUUCUGUAUCUUUCAGGAUGAAUCUGGAUCCAAACUGCUCCAACAUGUCGGUGGAUUCUGGUGCUGUGAAGCUGGAGCAGGGACCCGUGGAGUACCGCAUAGCAGGCCUGGUCUUCUACUGCUUCAUCUUCGUCAUCGGCGUGACCGUCAACCUCGUUGCUUUGUGGGUGUUUUCUCUCACCACCAAGAAGAGGAACUCCGUCACCGUCUACAUGAUAAACGUGGCAGUGGUGGACCUGACCUUCAUCCUGCUGCUUCCCUUCAGGAUGGUCUACCACCAACAGGACUACUGGCACUUUGGGGACCUGUUCUGCAGGAUCAUGGCGGCGCUGACCAUCUUCUACCCCUGCAUGGCUCUGUGGCUGUUUGCGCUCAUCAGCACUGACCGCUACAUGGCCAUCGUGCAGCCAAAGCACGGCAAAGAGCUGAGGAACGUCCCCAAAGCCGUGGUGGGGAGUUUAGGGGUGUGGCUUAUGACUCUCGGCUGCACCGUGCCGUUGCUUUUCUCAGGAGAAGACCCCGACCGCGCCUCCAACUUCACCACCUGCAUCAAAAUGCAAGACAUCAUCUACAUGCGCCAAGACAACCUCGUCAACUUCGUGCGCCUGAUCUUCUUCUUCUUGGUCCCCAUUUGCAUCAUGAUUGGCUGCUACAUAGUCAUCGUGGACAAUCUGAUCCACGGCAGAACCUCUAAACUCAAGCCUAAAGUGAAGCAGAAGUCUAUCCGCAUCAUCAUCACGUUGAUCAUCCAGGUGCUGGUGUGCUUUGUGCCGUUCCACGUGUGUCUGGUUGUGCGUUUGCUGGGAGACGACGAAGACGGCGGGUUCAGCACAUGGGCGGUCUUCACCACUUUCCUUAUGAACCUGAGCACCGUGUUGGACAUCAUUCUGUACUACAUAGUCUCCAAACAGUUCCAGGACCGAGUGAUCAGCGUGAUUCUGUACAGGAACUAUCUGCGGAGCGUGAGGCGGAAGAGCAGGCACACGCACACAGGCAGCAUCCGAUCGAUGAGCAACCUGACCAGCGCGAUGAUAUGAAACCAAACCUCAAACUUUCACACCGGUGUGUACUGCACGCUCGCUUUGUAACACUGAAUGCAUCACUGUGCACGGGGGUUUAUUAUCAAAAGGAUCAAAACUUGCAAUUAAUUUCUGAGGUGUAAUUUACACUCACAGUAUGGGAGUGCUGCUGUUGUGGCAAAAACAUCUGUGUUCGGCGCUGAUUGACUCACCCAGGAGACUGGAGAUGUUUUCUGUGCAUCUUUGCUCUGGCAGACAAAGCACGAGUGUCUGAGGCUCAGGUGUAACACAUGCAGGCGAAAAUGAAGCUUAUAAUCAUUAAAAAAACAUCCAGCCCACAGACAGUAUCUCAAUGUUUGCUUUGUAAUUAUGUAGAAAAGUCUUUACAGCCACGUCAACCAACAACUACAACAACAGACAACUCAACCGCAGGGGGGGGAACACCCACAGGAAACAAUAGUGGGCUGUGUUUUUUUUUUCUCCACAAUAUUGAAAACUUCACCUCAUCUCAAUGCUGCAGCAAGGUUUAAAUGUAGCAAUCAACUCAGGCAGAUGUCAAGCACAUGAGGUGCAAAUAAACUGUUGAACUGCUGUCACUUUACUUCACACAACCACUCGAGGAAUCGUUAUGAAACGAAGUAGAAGCAGUGUUGGGGACGCUCUACAAGCUGUCUAAGACUUAACACAGAGGUUUAACUACAAGCUAAGAAGGGGAGAAGGCUAGCUCCUCUGAUACUGAAGUAUAACAAAAUAAAGCAUGCCAGCAAACUUGACAUGCCACUCAAUGGACUGCACUGCAAAAAAAGUGCAAAGAAAAUGAUCAAAUAGCAUUCAUGGGAAAGUGUGCGGAAUGUCAGUUUUGGUCGUGUUUACAAUCCACCAGACUACGACAUCAGACUAAAAAUGACAUCUGGACUUUUUCAUCAUGCAGGAUAUCUCAGUUGGCAGUUAUGUCUCAAAUGGAGCUGACGAUGCUAAUGCAUUGCCUGGACAUGUAAGGUAAACAGAAAAAAAGAAAAUGGAACUUAAAGGUGUUAAAUUACAGAAGAAAAGCAAAAAACACAAGACAAAUAAAAAACAGAAUUUUGAGGGGGUCAAAAAUAGUUUGAAGUCUACAGAGGAAAUUGUUAACAUUCAAUUUACAGAUUAAUAUCUUUGAAAUAUGAGAGUGGUUAAACCGCAAGCUGAUAAAUGUAGUCAAACUAUUAUUCUCCCAAACACUGAACACAAGCAGACUAAAAGCAUGCUGUUAGCAUACUGGCCAGGUGAUGGCAGCAUGGCACAGCUAGAUCAUAUCAACCUUCCAGAGCAAGAUUGAUCUGUGCAGUCUGUGGACAUGUACUGGAUAGUGGAAGAUUGUUAACUCUCUGCUGUACAGAUCUUUAUACUUUUUCUUUUUGUGCAUAAGAACAUUUCAAAUUGCUUCAUAAAAGCAAAUGUUUUGUGUUUUGUUCUGUUGAAUAAUCAUUCGGCAUCAUCGAGGAGAACUUGUUAACUACAGUUGUAACAGCUUCCUGGACAUGAAUCCGACUGCAGUGUGUGUUUGUGGAGCAAUGUGAAUCGUAUUGAUUAGACGUUAAAUGAUUCAGUCACUUAAAGUGCAUUUACUGUAACAUCCUCAGGAGAUGUCAGCGAGGCUAUUUACUAGAUUUAAAGCAACCUUAACCUUAAAAGGAGAAUACUUUUCCUGCACAGGAAUGCUUUAAUGUCAGGUCACAUGCACUUCAAUGCAAAAAUCCUGAAAUAAAUCCUGAAAUUAUCCUCGGAUGACGGACAAGGUGUGAGCUUUAAGUUACUGAGUGCUUGACAGAUAUAUCUGUGAGAGGAUGUCCUACCCUACCUUUACUAGCUGAGCUAAGAACUGACUAGUGGUUGCUAUUUGCUAAAAUAAUCAAGUUAGUGUGUCUGUCGCACCAACACAGACUUAACUGAAUUAUACAGUGAGUCAGUGUGGCUGAGUAACUAUGUAAUGUCUCAUACAAUUAGACAGUCAGGGGCACCCUGGGGUUUAACCACACACACACACACACACACACACACACACACACACACAAAAGUAAUUUCCAAAAAGGUUAUCAUAGCACAAAAACACAACUGAAUACAACUGAACUGUGUCACUCUUUUGAAGACACUGAUUGGAAACAAAACCUGAAAUAUUUUUUGAAUUUCUUUAUCUACAUUUGGAACAUAAAAAUAAAGGACACAUUACUUAGAUACAUUUGAUAUUAAAACAUGGAACCCUGUAUGUCUGGUUUUGAUGCUAAUCAUUUAUUUCCACUGUUCAGAGUGUGUUUAGAGUCUGAGGACGUGUUGGACAGCUUUAACAUGUUCUCAUUGAAUGCUGAUUUUAGAGAUUCUGAAUUGGUUGGCCUAGAGGACAGCCACUUGUACCAAGCUGUGUUUCGGGACUGAUGAACUCCCACAAUCACAGAUAGGAACUUCAACUAAGCUAGACUUUAGUUUUGCAGCCAAAGUAUAAAUAAGAAACGUAUGGAAAACACAUCAACAUAAAGCAUGAAAUGCAUAUACAGUAUACAAAGAGGGCAUCAAGAUACAACAGGAUGUAAAUAAAAGUGUCAUUAAAAAUCCAAAAAAACACAAAAGGUAGAAUGUAUCCACUCGGCUUAACUGAUCAGAGCCAGCAGGUGAAAUAGAUUCUUUGUUUUGACACGCUCAGUUUAGUCUUUCCAGGGUAGAAAGUGAACGCUCAUUACACCUAAGCUUUCAAAAUAAAUGACUUGCUUGGUAUUUGAAACUUUGGAUGACAAUAGGAGCUGCAUGAGAGUUAAAGGGAGGAUAAAAAUAUUAUUAGUAAGAAUGUUUUAUUUUGAAAAGCAAGUUCGCUCAAAUGUCUGUGACACAGUGGAUAAAAGGUUGAACUCCAGUCAGAGUCUGUUUCUGUUGUUGGUUAGUACAGUGCUGAUGGGUCAAGAAGUUUCCAGACGGAGGGAUAUAGUCGGGCUAGAUUUACACUGUGUUUAAUAAGAGGAGGCAGACCACAGGAUUUUCAUCUCACACUGAAUUCUGGGAAGUGCAGUUCAUCACAUGAUGAUAGGUUUAUUGGCCGGCAGACUACAAGUGGAUUUAUAACUAAGAGGCCAAAGGUCGAAUGAAACAUCAGAGGGUCGUCUAUCUGUCCCACCUGUUAGACAUCAAAGACAAACCAGGCACGCUGCUCACAGCAACUGGCAUUUAAAACAAUUAAGUUUCCUGUCAAGUCCCUGUGAUGAAUUAUCCGGAAGCUUUACCCGCUGUAAUUCUAAAUCUUCCCAACAAGUGCCUUUGUUGUAGAGAAAUUAAUGAAAACAAGAUUGUCUUUCAUAGGAGCUGAUCUAACAGCGCGACAGCCAGCUGCUCUUCUUUGGGAAUAAAAACAGUCAGCAUUAAACACAGCUCACACAGAAUCCUUUUUUUUUUUUUUUUUUUUUUUUUCUCUUACCACUCGUGUGGAAAACAAAUCAGGCGGCAAGCGCAGUGGCCAUCUGUUUUGUUAUUUGAUAUGUGUGAAUACAUGUUGUAAUGACUUUGUUUGCGAAUCACUCUGCGCGGCAGAACACACGAGAGCUCUCGAAGUGCUGGAGUGUUCAAAGCUAAUCAUAUAAUUGGACACAAUAGUCGAUGACAAAUGGAGACGCUUGGAGCCAGCCAGCUGGGGAAGUGAAUAUGUAAUCAUUGUAAAAUCAUAUCAUUUUUGCAUAUUUGAAGACAGCUUAAUGGAGUCUGCGUGUCAGCACACUAUCAAAUGAUGAUCAGAGACAGCGCCGCUGUAUUCUGUUUUGAUUCUAAACACUGCUUUGUAGGACUAUUUAUCUUUAUUGUGAUUAAAAGUGUUUCUGAAGA
Molecule: messenger RNA, 5008 nt
Organism: Labrus mixtus (cuckoo wrasse)
Lineage: Eukaryota; Metazoa; Chordata; Actinopteri; Labriformes; Labridae
Gene: gpr18
Product: G protein-coupled receptor 18
Exons: 1
Coding region: 134-1186 (350 amino acids)
Biological process (GO): phospholipase C-activating G protein-coupled receptor signaling pathway; positive regulation of Rho protein signal transduction
Cellular component (GO): membrane
Molecular function (GO): G protein-coupled receptor activity
Source: RefSeq, a predicted model, not a curated record